Molecule: messenger RNA, 4293 nt
Organism: Acipenser ruthenus (sterlet)
Lineage: Eukaryota; Metazoa; Chordata; Actinopteri; Acipenseriformes; Acipenseridae
Product: cell division cycle 5-like protein
Exons: 16
Coding region: 144-2555 (803 amino acids)
Biological process (GO): mRNA splicing, via spliceosome; regulation of transcription by RNA polymerase II
Cellular component (GO): Prp19 complex; spliceosomal complex
Molecular function (GO): DNA-binding transcription factor activity, RNA polymerase II-specific; RNA polymerase II transcription regulatory region sequence-specific DNA binding
Source: RefSeq, a predicted model, not a curated record
GCUUUGCAGAUGGAACUCGAAGAACCGUAUUGAAAGCUGUGGUUACUCGAAUUAGAGUAGUGUGUGGAAAAUCUUGUUUAAAUUGUUUUUAAAAUUGGUUAUUUUACUUUCCAGACGUAGAGUAACAGUAAUCAAUCUAUAAGAUGCCGCGGAUUAUGAUAAAAGGAGGUGUUUGGCGAAAUACCGAGGAUGAAAUCCUUAAAGCAGCUGUUAUGAAAUAUGGCAAAAACCAGUGGUCCCGUAUUGCUUCCCUGUUACACAGAAAAUCUGCCAAGCAGUGCAAAGCUAGAUGGUAUGAGUGGCUUGACCCAAGCAUUAAGAAGACAGAGUGGUCACGCGAGGAGGAGGAGAAGCUGCUUCAUUUGGCUAAGCUGAUGCCAACUCAGUGGAGGACGAUUGCUCCCAUCAUUGGAAGAACAGCAGCUCAGUGUCUGGAGCACUACGAGUUCCUGCUAGACAAAGCUGCACAGAGAGACAAUGAGGAGGACACUGCAGAUGACCCUCGUAAACUCAAACCAGGCGAGAUUGAUCCCAACCCAGAGACGAAGCCAGCCAGGCCCGAUCCUGUUGAUAUGGAUGAAGAUGAACUUGAGAUGCUUUCUGAGGCAAGAGCUCGUCUGGCUAACACUCAGGGUAAAAAGGCUAAAAGAAAAGCAAGAGAGAAGCAACUAGAGGAAGCCAGACGACUUGCAGCGCUUCAGAAGAGAAGGGAGCUGAGGGCAGCUGGCAUUGAGAUACAAAAGAAAAGGAAGAAGAAAAGAGGUGUGGAUUACAAUGCAGAGAUCCCCUUCGAAAAGAAGCCAGCUCAAGGUUUUUACGACACUUCAAUGGAGAAUUACCAAGCCUUGGAGCCAGACUUUAAAAGGCUGCGCCAACAGCACCUUGAUGGAGACUUGAGAUUUGAAAAAGAGGACAGAGACCGCAAGAAAGAUAAACAGAAGAUAAAGAAGAAGAAAGAAUCGGAUCUCCCUUCUGCUAUUUUGCAGACCAGUGGAGUGUCAGAGUUUACAAAGAAGAGGAGCAAAUUAGUUCUUCCAGCGCCACAGAUUUCCGACUCUGAACUGGAGGAAGUUGUAAAACUUGGACAGGCCAGUGAGCUGGCUCGUCAGACAGCUGAAGAGUCUGGAAUUACCAAUUCUGCGUCCAGUGCUUUGCUGUCUGAGUAUAAUGUGACCAACAAUGCAAUGGCACUGCGCACUCCGAAAACACCAGCUGCUCAGGACAGGAUUCUCCAGGAAGCUCAGAACCUGAUGGCCCUGACGAAUGUGGAUACACCUCUGAAAGGUGGUUUGAACACCCCCCUUCAUGAGAGCGACUUCUCAGGAGUUACGCCCCAGAGACAAGUUGUCCAGACACCUAAUACAGUGCUUGCCACACCAUUCAGAACGCCUACUAAUGGAACAGAUGGGUUGACCCCACGUGGUGCACUCACACCUAAACCAGCUAUUGAAAUAACUCCUGGAAGAACCCCUUUACGUGACAAGCUCAACAUUAAUGCUGAAGAGGGAAUGGUUGAUUAUAAUGAUCCAUCCUAUUCUAAGCACCUGGAAAGAGAGUCACGUGAACAACUAAGAAUGGGCUUGAUGGGUUUACCAGCACCAAAAAACGACUUUGAGAUUGUCCUUCCGGAGAAUGCUGAAAAAGAACUGGAAGAACAUGAAACAGACGAGAGCUUUGUAGAAGACGCAGCAGAAAUUGACAUGAGGAAACAGGCAGUCAGAGAUGCAGAACGUGAAAAGGAAUUAAAGCAAAGACAUGUGGCUGUACAAAGGAAUUUUCCAAGACCAUCAGAAGUAAAUGAGACCAUCUUAAGACCUUUGAAUGUGGAACCACCUUUAACAGAGAUUCAGAAGGCAGAAGAAAUGAUAAAGAAAGAAAUGAUCACCAUGAUUCACUUUGACAGCUUGCAUCACCCCUACACAGAUGCUUUGGAUAAAAAAGCUAAAGGACUGGGGUCUGGAUCGAACAAUGCAGAACAUAUAGUAUACCUGGAACGUAACCUGUAUGAAAAAAUGCAGGAAGAUGAUCUGAAAAAGGCUGAUGAGCUGUUGGCACAGGAGAUGGAGGUGGUGAAGCAUGGCAUGGGGCAUGGAGAUCUCUCAAUUGAUGCUUACAACCAGGUGUGGGAGGAGUGCUACAGCCAGGUGUUGUACCUUCCUGGGCAGGGGCGAUACACACGAGCCAACCUGUCCAGCAAAAAGGACAGAAUCGAAUCUCUAGAAAAGAAAUUGGAGAUCAACAGGGGACACAUGACGAUGGAGGCAAAGAGGGCGGCAAAGAUGGAGAAGAAAAUGAAGAUCUUGCUGGGUGGUUAUCAGUCAAGAGCAAUGGGGCUCAUAAAACAGAUGAAUGACCUAUGGGAUCAGAUUGAACAGGCUAACCUGGAACUGCGCACAUUUGAGGAGCUGAAGAAACACGAGGACAUUGCCAUCCCAAGAAGACAAGAGGCACUUAGAGAGGAUGUCCAGAGGCAGCAGGAGAGAGAAAAAGAACUACAGCAAAGAUACGCUGACCUUCUUCUGGAAAAAGAGACUUUAACAUCUUCCAAGUUUUAGAGCAAACCUCUAUUGUGAGGUCCAAUGGUGCAUGCAUCCAAAGCCCAAUAAAGUUAUUAGUGUGAUUUUUGUACUGGCUGCAAGAUGAAAGCUUUUCAGAUGUCAUUUUCUGCAGUUGUGUGUUUGGAAAUCGAUGUAGAUUUAUUUCACAGACUUGCUACAACAUUCCUCAGUUCUGCCACAGACAAAUAUAUAUCUUAUUGUUGGGCAUUGCAAGACGGAGAAGGAUGCUUAAACGUGAUCUCAUUUAAAUGUUAAAAUCCUAUGCCAGAGGUGGCCAAACCGUGCCAAACAGCAUGUGGCUUUCGGUGAAAUGCUGGGUGACGCACACUUUGCAGCACGAAUGAACUGAAGAAAGAAUAAUAAACAAAAAAGAAAUGAGAGAAAGUACAAAUAAGCACAAGGAGUUUAUUUUUGUUCUCUGUAUUCAUUUGUGUUUAUUUUUCUUUCUUCUCUCCCCUUCUCUCUUUUCAUUUUCUUUGAGUCUGCAUGUUCACUGCAAGGACAUUUCGUCACUUGAUGACAUUUAACACCGCGCGUUGGCCCAUGCGUAUUUCGAUCCUCUCGAGUGAAAGCCGGAUGCGCAGUUGAAAGUCAAUUUUGUAAUUUUGAAUCAAGUGCUUGUUCGUUUCAUGGAGACAAUGACAUUGAGCAAACCAUCUACGAGUAAUAAACGAAAGUAUGAGGCUUUAAGCCAGAAUGGGAGGAAGAGUUUGCUUUCAUUGAAAACAGUGGUAAACCUCUGUCUCAUAUGCAACAAAUCACUUAAGUUACACACUGUAGUCUACAAGGCAAGCAACCUCAAACGUCAUUAUGAAACAAAUCAUAACAAAUGUUCAUCUGAAUAUUCUCCUGGAUCAGACUUGGAGAAACAAGCUAGACUCUUUAAAAGCAUGCUUCAGCAGUCUGCAGGUAUUCCUUUCAGCGUUCAGUAAAGAAGCUGAUCGAUUCAAGUGAGUUUUGUAUGGUGUGGAAUGUCGUUCGUGUCAAACGUCCUUAUUCAGAUAAAUGAAUGUUUUAAAAAUUGUGUUGGCGUUAGACUAGAGAGUGUAUGUUUAAAUGUUAUAUUGCAGGUCUAAAAUUAUAUUUACAUAUCUUGCGUCGUGUCAUGAGCAGGUACUGUAAUACCUUUCAAAAUAAAUGCAGUGCAUUUGUCAUCAACAAAGCUCUCAAAAGUAUUUAUACACACAGCAGUCAUACAAACUUUUUUUUUUGAGCAUUCAGAUCUUCAAGGGAAGAGCUUAUAAAAAAUAAUUCUUACAAAAAUAUCUUGUGGUGUUUUUGGUGAAAUCAGGGCAGUUAUCACAUUUUGCUUCAUAAUAACUAAAUAUAUUUUAUUACAGGAUAAACAGAAUUAAUGGAAAAACACCAGUGUCACCCCUAGUAGUAGUGUUUGUCACCCCAUUACAAUACAAUGUGGUCAUUAUAUUAUUGAUGUGCAAAUUACAGUACUGUUUAAGAUUGCACUGAUUUUGAAACCCAAACAAUGCCACUUCAUUCCUUAUAUUUUUAAGUGAAAGCUGUUCACACAAUAUUCAUCUAAGGGUAAGCAGGUGAUCAGAAGCCACACUUAAAAUAAAUAAAUAAAGUAAAAUUUAAUAAAAAUUGCUGUCGUAAAACUUGCAUGGAAUUAUGUUUGUCAUUGAGGACCUAAUCAUAAAAGACCAACUAAAUACUGCUGUAAAAUAACCUUGAUACUAUUAUUUUAAAUAAAUGGGCUAAUUGGCCAAUCUUGAAA